Setaria italica (foxtail millet) is the source of this 644-nucleotide messenger RNA. Its product is annotated as zinc finger BED domain-containing protein RICESLEEPER 2-like. Lineage: Eukaryota; Viridiplantae; Streptophyta; Magnoliopsida; Poales; Poaceae. The record is from RefSeq and is a predicted model, not a curated record. The transcript is spliced from 3 exons. Bases 76 to 501 code for a protein of 141 amino acids.
AUCUUGCAAAGGACAAACUGUCGUGUUGCUAUCACAACUGACCUUUGGACAGCUGAAAAUCAAAAGAGAGGCUAUAUGGCAGUGACUGGACAUUUUAUUGAUGACUCAUGGACGCUUAGAAGCUGCAUAUUGAGGUUUAUGUAUGUGUCAUGCCCCCAUACAGAAGAGGUUAUUUGUGAUGCAUUGCAUAAAUGCCUGCAGAGUUGGGAUCUUAAUCGGAGGGUAUCAACUGUGACUCUUGACAAUUGCAGUGCCAAUGAUAACAUGAUUGGCUUAAUGGACACAAGGCUUGGGGCGGCUAAUAUGCUAUUGAAAGGAAAAUGGCUGCACAUGCGGUGUUGUGCACAUAUUCUCAACCUCAUUGUGAAAGAUGGCAUGGUAGUAAUUGGAACUGCAGUUGCGCACAUCCGAGAAAGUGUUGCUUAUUGGAUUGCUACUCCAAAAAGGCUGGUGGAAGUUGGAGGGAGCUCGUUAUCCUACUUUGAGGCUAAUUGCUCGUGACAUUUUGGCUAUUCCAAUCACCACAGUAGCUUCUGAAUCGGCUUUCAGUACUAGUGGGAGGGUUUUAAGUGAGCAUCGCAGUCGUCUUACUCCUAAAAUGUUGGAAGCUUUGAUGUGCAGUCAAAGUUGGCUUCGUCACAACC